GCACUACUACUUCUUCUGGCUUUGCUUUGAAUCUUAAGCCAUUAACUACAACUGGUGCCAUUGGAGCUGUGACUUCUACAGCUGCCAUCACCACCACCACAGCAACCAGCGCACCUCCAGUGAUGACUUAUGCCCAGCUGGAAAGUUUGAUCAACAAGUGGAGUCUGGAACUGGAAGACCAAGAGAAACACUUUCUCCAUCAAGCUACGCAAGUUAAUGCCUGGGAUCGGACGCUGAUAGAGAAUGGAGAGAAGAUUACUUCAUUACACAGAGAAGUAGAGAAAGUGAAGCUUGAUCAGAAGAGGCUGGAUCAGGAACUAGACUUCAUUCUGUCACAGCAGAAGGAGCUUGAAGACUUGUUGACCCCCCUGGAGGAGUCUGUGAAGGAACAGAGCGGGACUAUCUACUUACAGCAUGCAGAUGAAGAACGGGAGAGGAC
Messenger RNA from Cariama cristata (Red-legged seriema), 439 nucleotides. RefSeq names its product nucleoporin 62kDa C-terminal like (gene NUP62CL). Gene Ontology annotation, cellular component: nuclear pore central transport channel; nuclear pore. NCBI's taxonomy places the organism in Eukaryota, Metazoa, Chordata, Aves, Cariamiformes, Cariamidae. Gene Ontology annotation, biological process: protein import into nucleus; RNA export from nucleus. The transcript is spliced from 4 exons. The annotation marks the transcript as partial. Gene Ontology annotation, molecular function: phospholipid binding; structural constituent of nuclear pore. The record is from RefSeq and is a predicted model, not a curated record.